CCAGGAGCCAGUUUGCUAAAUUUUUGUCCCAGUCCAUUGGGAUUGCUGGGCUGUGGGAGUCCCCAGGAAGGUUUGUGGUGACGCCUAAGUGCCAGCCCAGGUGGAGGCACGUCAGCAAGCCAUUCUCAGGAACUUUUGCCACGGGUGUAAAGGACUCCAGAACUGCAAAGAUGCUGAAACAGAUACUAGCGGAGAUGUACAUAGAUCCUGAUCUAUUGGCAGAGCUCAGUGAAGAACAGAAACAGAUCCUGUUCUUCAAGAUGAGGGAGGAACAGAUCCGACGAUGGAAAGAAAGAGAAGCAGCCAUGGAAAAAAAGGAGUUCCUGCCAGUGAAAUCCAGACCAAAGAAAGAGAAUGGUAAAUCGGUCCAUUGGAAGCUGGGAGCCGACAAGGAAGUCUGGGUCUGGGUGAUGGGUGAGCACCACCUGGAUAAACCCUACGACAUGCUCUGUGAUGAAAUCAUCGCGGAGAGGAACCGGCUGAAGGCAGUGCCCAAAAUGAAGGAGCUCAGAAAAACCCCAUCUGAAGAAUUCACCGAUAGCUUGAAAACGAAAUCUCAGUACUAUGAUCUGCUUGCACCAAAUAAUCAGGAGACUUGGAACAUCUGUAAGGAAACAGCAGGACAGGAGGAAGUGGGACAAGUGUCAAGACCAGCACCAGCCCCCGAAGAACGGAAAAUCCAGUCACCCUGCAGUUCUUCAAGAAAUAUUGAACAAAUGUUGGCAGACUCUAUCAGUAGUAUGAAGGCAUAUGGAUUUCACCAGAAGGAAGAAUCUGUGAAGAAAAAACAAGAUGAAGAAAUGAAACAAAUAGAUGAAGAGAGAACCAAGCAGAUUUAUAAAAACUGGAAAGAAGAUUCAGAGUGGCAGGCAUCUUUGCGAAAAUCCAAAGCUGCUGAUGAGAAGAGGCGCUCCUUGGCUAAACAAGCACGAGAAGACUAUAAGAGGCUGUCCCUGGGCGCCCAGAGAGGGAGAAGCGGGGAGCCCCUGAAUGUUCCACAGAAACCGAAAAGACCUCCCCUUCCACCCAAGCCUCAAUUCCUAAACCCCGCGAGACACCCUCCGAAACCUCUUAGAAAUCAGGGCGUGUCGAGGAUGGCAUCCACCUGUGCCCAGGAAGAUAUCAUCCGCUGGUUUAAGGAGGAGCAGGUGCCACUCCGAGCAGGUUACCAGAAGACCUGCGACACCAUAGCUCCCUGGUUCCAUGGAAUUCUCACACUAAAGAGAGCAAAUGAGCUCCUGAGCAUGACAGGCGUGCCGGGCAGUUUUCUGAUCCGAGUCAGUGAAAGGAUGAGAGGCUAUGCCUUGUCCUACCUGUCGGAGGAAGGCUGCAAACAUUUCCUAAUCGAUGCUUCUGCAGACUCGUACAGCUUCCUGGGCGUGGACCAGCUGCAGCACGCCACCCUGGCAGAUUUGGUGGAAUAUCACAAGGAAGAGCCCAUAACAUCCCUGGGGAAAGAGCUCCUUCUCUAUCCCUGUGGUCAGCAGGACGACAUGCCUGAUUACCUGGAGCUCUUUGAGUGACUGUCUCCAUCUGGGUCAUCCUCCAGCCUCUGGCUGGGCUUUCCUCUGGACAAACAGUGCUGAAAUGGACAUUUGUGUGUGAAGCCAAAAUACCCCUGCAGCAGAGCCAGUGCUGAUCAAGCAAAAGUGUCUGUGGAGUCCUCAUUGAAAUCUCUCUUCUGCACAAACGCUGGAGUUUCAUGUUGGGAGAAAAUGACCUGUAUCUCAUAUGCACUCCAAAAAUAAAGGCAGAAGGGUCCCAGUUUCAGCAACUACCUAACAUGAAGGAUAUGACCUUAAUGAUAUAUUUAAGACAAAACGAACAAAGAAGAAAUGGAAACCUUUUAGGAAUUAAGGUGUACUUCAAAAACCAGCUGCUUGUGUGGAGUAUUUUAUGACCACUACACUCUCUCUUUGCAUCAUCUCAAAUUGUGUCAGGCUCCUGUUUGUAUGAAGUUGCACAUUGGCCUUGGCACGCUGGCAAAAAAGCCUUUAUUGUGGCUGAGAUUGUCCUCAAAACACACCUCAUUUCUUGUGCGUGGUGCAGCCAGGAUGUGAGAGACAUAGAAAAGCAGAAGUUGUGAAUGUAAACGGAAUAAGACUUUUUAAAAUGUACGAUGAUAGACUUGUGUAUAAAAAUACAUAUGGAUGGGAGGACAGUGGGCAAAGAUCUGUGAGUUUGUUUCCUCAUUCCGGAGAAUGGGGACAGCGCGUGCCCUACCUGCUCUAUCCCGUAGUGUCCCCCAAAGGAUGAAGCACGUGCACAUGUCAGGUGUCAUUUAUUAAGAGGUGCGUAGAACAGAGCAGAGAAGGUGAGCUGUUGGGUCACCUCUUGUGGGUUGAAUUGUCUUCUCCUUAAAGAUAUGUUGAAGUCUUAACCCCGAGACCUGUGCAUGUGACCUUAUUUGGAAAUAGGGUCUUUGCAGAUGUAGUCAUUACAUCUUGAACAGGAACCAAGGAGGCUCUGAGCCACCGGAGAUUGCUUUUUCUGGGAGGGUGGAGAUGUGUGUAGCUAAGGCCUAACCCUGUGUGUUGGCAUUCUUUUAAAUUACCUUUUAAUGAAAGCUGAAUGAUAAUCACAGUUUGUUCAUGAGCUUGGUUGUGUAAAACACUCAUUGACAGUGUAAAGUGUAACCAGAGAAGAGGUGGGUGUGCGUGUUUUUAUUAUUUUUAUUGUACAUAUUUAUGGGGCAAAGAGUGAUAUUUUGGUACAUGUAUACAAUGUGUGAUGUUCAAAUCAGAGCAAUUAGUAUGUUCGUCAUCACAAACACCAUUUUCUUUGUGUUGAGAUUACUUAACUCCUCUCUUUUAGCCAUUUGAAAUUAUACAAUAAAUUAUUGUUAAUUACCGACACCUAGCACUGCUAUGGAACUUAU
This is a messenger RNA of Galeopterus variegatus (Sunda flying lemur), 2878 nucleotides long. It is a transcript of the gene SH2D4A, whose product is annotated as SH2 domain containing 4A. The record is from RefSeq and is a predicted model, not a curated record. The transcript has 9 exons. Lineage: Eukaryota; Metazoa; Chordata; Mammalia; Dermoptera; Cynocephalidae. The coding region runs from base 171 to 1523 and encodes 450 amino acids. Gene Ontology annotation, molecular function: phosphatase binding. Gene Ontology annotation, cellular component: cytoplasm.